Oreochromis niloticus (Nile tilapia) is the source of this 1898-nucleotide messenger RNA. RefSeq names its product Nedd4 family interacting protein 1, like (gene ndfip1l). The transcript is spliced from 8 exons. The coding region runs from base 156 to 851 and encodes 231 amino acids. Gene Ontology annotation, biological process: positive regulation of protein ubiquitination; ubiquitin-dependent protein catabolic process; vacuolar transport. Gene Ontology annotation, molecular function: WW domain binding. The record is from RefSeq and is a predicted model, not a curated record. Gene Ontology annotation, cellular component: perinuclear region of cytoplasm; endoplasmic reticulum; Golgi apparatus. Lineage: Eukaryota; Metazoa; Chordata; Actinopteri; Cichliformes; Cichlidae.
GUGUAACUUGACAGCAUACAGGCACAGCCGAACGAGGAGUCUUUCCAUUGUGGCGAGGAGAGAGUUUACCGUUUGUACUGUUAUAUAAUUUCUUACUCGUUGGGUGUCUUGCUGGCAUACCUUUCUGUCGUUGAUUGAUAGCCGUUCAAGCGGGAAUGGCCGAAUCGAGCCCCAGAUAUCAGCAGCUGUCCAAUGAGGAGGACUCAGAAGAGAGUCCACAGGUAGCGGCUGAUGCUCCUCCACCGUACAGCAGCGUCACAGCCGACAAUUCUGCGUUCUUUGACUACAAGGAAGAUGGGGUUUUCCCCAAGCCUCCAUCAUACAAUGUAGCGACUACGCUGCCUUCCUAUGAUGAAGCAGAAAGAACCAAGGCAGAGACUAAUGUUCCCCUGGUACCUGGAAGACAGCAGCCUCAGCACAGGGACCGCCUGGAGACUUUUGACGAUGUAAUUCGCAGUUCACUGGAGGAUGAAGACUUUGUUACCAGAGAUGACUUUGAAGAUGCGGAUCAGCUGAGAAUAGGAAACGACGGCAUCUUCAUGCUCACUUUUUUCAUGGCAUUCCUGUUCAACUGGAUUGGGUUCUUCUUGUCUUUCUGUCUGACCACCUCUGCUGCCGGACGCUACGGGGCCAUCUCAGGCUUUGGCCUGUCCCUCGUCAAAUGGAUCCUCAUAGUCAGAUUCUCCGCAUACUUCUCAAAUUAUUUCGAUGGACAGUACUGGCUGUGGUGGGUGUUCCUGGUGUUGGGCCUCUUGCUCUUUCUCCGAGGAUUCAUCAACUAUGCCAGAAUCCGCAAGAUGGCGGACACUUUCGCCACCCUGCCCCGCACCCGGGUCCUCUUCAUCUACUAAACCCCUUCAUUCUUUUUUUUCUUGUUUCUACAGUGAGACACACUGUUUCGCGUUAUUCAAUCAGAUAGGGAGAAAAUAUAUAUGUUUUUCCUCCCUCGGCCUGACAUGAUUUGGACAAUACCACGUCUGUUGUUCCCUCUUGGUGUAAAUCUUUGACUGCUGAGAAAUCUGUAAAACCCUUCAGCUGUUAGUGGUGAACUGUCAAGUGCUAUUUUACAAAUAUAAGGUGUGUAGUAAAUGUAUAAAUGAUGCCUUAUUUACAAUUUUACCAUCUAUUGGUAUCAGCGGCAUGCAUGGGUCCCUCUUUAACCACCAGGGGGCAGUCUUGUUUUUUUUCUUCUCUUUUUGGUGGGGGAGUGGGGCACAAUUGACUUCUAAUGAAGUCAUUUGUAUAGAUAAAGGUGUUUCUUAUCCCAGGGGUCAGUGGAUAAUUCUGGGGUUAUGGGUUGAUUUGUGUAAUGUAAAAUAAUAUAUUUCAAGUACCAAUUUAAUGCUUUUAACCUUUUUGACCAAUGUGUUUUGCUCUUUGUCAAAUGGUACAGAGUUCAGGUAAUAUAGGGCUGUAAAGGGACAAUUAUUAGCUUUCUGUGGGUUCGAGGCUGAAAAUAUGGAAGAACAUUUGUGUAUAUCCAUAGAAGAUCAGGUGCCAGGUUUACUCCAGAGCAUUUUUCCUCAUGUAUUUAUAAACACUCCAUGUCCUCACUGUAAUUAGGAAUGUUGUUUCCCCAUUUGCUUUAUAUGUAUAUCGGCCCGAUCACCCCUAUGUGCAGGGAUGACCAAGCUUGAGGGAUCACUGCCUCGCUUAAGGACAUGUUGCUAGUCUGUCACUGGAUUUAGAUGUGCAAUUGGACACUUCGGUUCAAAUAAAUGACGCCAACGCCCUGUCUUAGUCACUGGCACCCAGUUGGUGUCCAGUAAGAGAGAGAGAGAGAGAAAAUGUAUUGCCAGAUGUGAUUUUCAAAUUCUACUCUUAGGAAUGAGAAAUAUAUUCAUUAAAAAGAGUUUUUCUUUGAUGUAACAAUGAAAUAAAUUUUUUUUUUCAUUAAU